GGGAGGGGGGGGGAUGGCUGGCGCCGUUUGGCUCCGCUCGGCUCCCGUCGGCCGCGGUCGGGAUGGACCUGGGGGAGCUGCGCAAGAGCUACCGGGGGGACGCGGAGGCCUUCGAGGAGCAGCACCUGGCUUCCCGCGACCCCAUCCAGCAAUUCAGGGUCUGGUUCGAGCAGGCCGUGGGGUGCCCGGCCAUCGGGGAGGCCAAUGCCAUGUGCUUGGCCACCUGCACCAGGGACGGGAAGCCCUCGGCCCGCAUGGUGCUGCUGAAGGGCUUCGGGCAGGAUGGCUUCCGCUUCUUCACCAACCACGAGAGCCGUAAGGGGAAGGAGCUGGACACCAACCCCUUCGCUUCGCUCGUCUUUUACUGGGAGCCCCUCAACCGGCAGGUACGGAUCGAGGGCUCGGUGAAGCGGCUGCCGGAGGAGGAAUCGGAGCGGUACUUCCACUCGCGCCCCAAGAGCAGCCAGAUCGGGGCUGUCGUCAGCCGGCAGAGCACUGUCAUUCCGGACAGGGAGUAUUUAAGGAAGAGGAACGCGGAGCUGGAGGAGCAGUACAGGGAGACGACGGUGCCAAAGCCGGCGUAUUGGGGGGGCUACAUCCUGCAGCCAGAUGUCAUGGAGUUCUGGCAGGGCCAAACCAACCGCCUGCACGACCGCAUCGUCUUCCGACGCCUGCGGGAUGCCUCGGCCCCCCUCGGAGACAUGACGCAUCGGGGAGAGGGCGAAUGGGUCUUCGAGCGCUUCUCCCCAUGAGGCUGCCGGUGUCUCCGGCCGCGUUCGCCUGAUCAGGAGCGUCACCUAUGCCAAACCUGCCUGCCUGUCCCAUUGUGCCCCGGGGAACGGGGCUGGCCUUGCUCUCCCCUCCCCUGGGAAACGCGUGCUGCACUCUGGGGGUGCUGGAGGGGGGACUCUGGUCCAGCCCCAGAGACCCUUGUCUCCCUUCGCCUCUCCCUGGGGUGGGCAAGAGCCACGGGUCAUUCCAGAGACCAUCCGCAUCCCUCUGCCAGCACAUGGGGAGCGACCGCUCCUGGUGCUGCUGGUUGUUAAUCAAUCAUGUUAAUUAUUGUGGAGGAACCAAGAAAGACCCCAGCAACCCCCCUGCCCAUGUCCUGCUGCUGCCACCGCUCGUGCCUCGUGUUUUAGCUAGAACCGUGCAACGUGCUCCAUCUGUGCAAUAACUUAUUGAAUUACGGCUUUAAUGUCACCACUGUGUCACCGGUGUUUGUGGCUGGCUGUGUGUGCUGCCACCAGUGCACCCCAUCUCCCCGGGGCCAUGGGACCCCAACCCUCAGCUUGCUUCUUUGCAGGGGGCUGGGCUGGCACCACUCCCUGUCCCCCCCGCCCCCAGCUGCCUGUCUGAGCUUGGUAAAAAAAUAAAUCCUGAUCGGUGCAGAGCCA
Molecule: messenger RNA, 1397 nt
Organism: Phalacrocorax carbo (great cormorant)
Lineage: Eukaryota; Metazoa; Chordata; Aves; Suliformes; Phalacrocoracidae
Source: RefSeq, a predicted model, not a curated record